UCAACCGCCACAAAACCCAUCAGCCACGAAUUCUCUCCGUUUGCCGGACACGGCUGCCACAAAAAAACCGCAAACACCACCACCACCAUCACCAUCACCUUUUCUUCACCUCCUUCUACGAUAAUCUCAACAACUCCAAAUGGCGACCCAAACCGACUCUCAGGCUUCAGCGCCGGUGCCCACCAUGCCUCAACCCAAUGAUCCCAGCCGCACGCACAUGUCUGUAUCGUCGUCCUCGUCCGUUUCCGAUGCUGAGACCGAGCGCCGAGGCCGGUCUGAACGUCCCCGCAUGGCCAGUAGAAAGCCCAGUGCUUCCAUACUCGUUCCCCGUGACCAUCCCGAGAUUGAGAUUGAGGAGGAGGAGUUUCCGCCCGAUGAUGCUCGUGCUAUGAGCCCGCGUCGUAACUCGGCAGAUUUGGAACGGUUGGGGAAAGAGGCUAGGCAUACUUUGCAGGAACAAGCCAAAGUUCUUCAAUCGUCGCUUCAGGCAUUGGCCGAACGAAUCGACGCGGUGAAAUCGGACCAUGACAAGCUCGAGAGCGAGAACAAAUUCCUGCAAGACUACAUCGGUGGAUUGACCCGCAACAUGACCAAGAGCGAUACCCCGAAAAGCAGCAAGGCGCGCAAGUCACAGAAAUGAAUCAGCAACUUAAACCCCGAAUAGAGUCGAUGGCACGUCGCCAGCAUCAAGCACAACACGAUUGAUGCCUUACGAGUUUGACGUUGAUAAAAAAAACAAAAACCCAACAAAACAACAUACUAUAUGCCGCCCGGAUGCGAUGCAAUUAUUGCGAGAUGACAUGAUGCCGUUUCACCUUCUUUUCUUUAUCAUUAUUAGACUGCUUUACAUUUC
Messenger RNA from Aspergillus ruber CBS 135680, 853 nucleotides. RefSeq names its product short coiled-coil protein. The record is from RefSeq and is a predicted model, not a curated record. Bases 140 to 640 code for a protein of 166 amino acids. Gene Ontology annotation, cellular component: trans-Golgi network. NCBI's taxonomy places the organism in Eukaryota, Fungi, Ascomycota, Eurotiomycetes, Eurotiales, Aspergillaceae. The transcript is spliced from 2 exons.